Mytilus californianus (California mussel) is the source of this 1319-nucleotide messenger RNA. RefSeq names its product WD repeat-containing protein 18-like. Gene Ontology annotation, cellular component: nuclear pre-replicative complex. The transcript has 11 exons. Lineage: Eukaryota; Metazoa; Mollusca; Bivalvia; Mytilida; Mytilidae. The record is from RefSeq and is a predicted model, not a curated record. Gene Ontology annotation, biological process: DNA-templated DNA replication; rRNA processing. The coding region runs from base 18 to 1307 and encodes 429 amino acids. Gene Ontology annotation, molecular function: protein binding.
UUCCGGUAAUUUAUGAAAUGUCAACAAUGCAAGAAGUAUUGGUCACAAGUGAUGCAGCGGGACAGCAGUGGAAUUCCAGUAUAUGGGACCCAGUGGCAGGAACCAGUUUGUUGACAUUUAAAGGCAGUACAUCAGCACCACAUACACUAUCUAUACUUAGCAAUGAAUAUCUUCUUGGGGCUUUACCAACAAAGUCUGUCAUUCAAGUCUGGUCUCUUCAGAAAACAGAUAACACACAAAUGCAGAUUGUUUGUCCUGGCAGAGUAACCUCCCUUACAACAACACCAGAUGGACAUUAUUGUAUAGCUGCAGUGUCAGAAAACAUUCACAUUUGGCAGGUGUGUACAGGACAUUUAUUGACAGUGCUGAGUCGUCAUUAUCAACAAAUUAAAUGUAUUAAAUGUACAGAUGAUGGAACUUGUUUUGUUACUGCUGGGGAUGACAAUUUAGUCAUAGCUUGGACAUUGGCAAAAGUUUUAGCUGACUGUGGUAACCCUAGUCAUCAAGUUGAACCAGACCAUGUGUGGUCCCAUCAUUCACUUCCUGUCACAGACCUAUUUAUAGGUUCAGGUGGAAACCGAGCUAGAGUUGUAUCAUCUUCCCUGGAUCAAACUUGCAAGAUGUAUGACCUUGUCAGUGGUGAUCUACUUUGUAACCUUGUAUUUGAUGUCAGUAUCACAUCUGUUACCAUGGACACAGCAGAAUAUCGUUUGUUUGCUGGUGGAAGCAAUGGAGUCAUUCACUGUAUUGAGAUGUUUGAAAUGCCAGUACAAAAAGAUAGACACAUAGAAAAAGAAUCGGAAGACAUAGCAUGUUUUGAAGGUCACAAAAAACAAGUGACAUGUUUGUGUGUGUCUAUCAAUGGUAGUCAAUUGAUAUCUGGCGCUGAUGAUUGUAAUGUAAAAAUCUGGGAUGUUUUCAGUGGACAGUGUACAAAAACCUUGGAUCAUAAAGGAAUUUUAACAAAUGUGUUCUUGAUACCAAUGCCUCCAGCGCUACUAGAUUUUAACCUGCCCAGAAAUUGCAUCAUCAAACCAUUCCAGCGCCAUCUAUACAUACCUGGAGAACAAACUGAUGAAUCUGAUGGCACUGUUACUAUGAUGUUUAAUAAUUCAGAAAAGAUUGAAUCUGUGGUUGAUUAUAUGUCAGAUGUUUCAUCAUAUUUGUCACAAAACACAGAACUAUCUGAUCCAGCAGAAGAACUUGCCAAGUGUAAAGAAGAAAUAGCCAGGCUGAAGUCAGUCAAUCAUAAACUGUUUCAAUUUGCUGCAAAGGAAAUUCUUCAUCAGGAUGACCAAAUUACAUAAAAUUGUAUUCCA